Sphaeramia orbicularis (orbiculate cardinalfish) is the source of this 1649-nucleotide messenger RNA. It is a transcript of the gene tacr3a, whose product is annotated as tachykinin receptor 3a. Gene Ontology annotation, cellular component: plasma membrane; sperm midpiece. The transcript is spliced from 5 exons. Gene Ontology annotation, biological process: positive regulation of flagellated sperm motility; G protein-coupled receptor signaling pathway. The coding region runs from base 31 to 1257 and encodes 408 amino acids. Gene Ontology annotation, molecular function: tachykinin receptor activity. Lineage: Eukaryota; Metazoa; Chordata; Actinopteri; Kurtiformes; Apogonidae. The record is from RefSeq and is a predicted model, not a curated record.
UUAGGGAAAAAAGGGAGAAAAAGAAGAAGAAUGGCAGCUGCACAUAACGGAUCCAACAUCACGGGCAACUACACUAACCAGUUUGUGCAACCGCCGUGGCGCAUCGCUCUCUGGUCUGUCGCCUACAGCUCCGUUCUGGCGGUUGCAGUGUUCGGCAACCUCAUCGUGAUAUGGAUCAUUCUUGCCCACAAGCGAAUGAGGACUGUAACGAACUAUUUUCUGCUCAACCUGGCGUUUUCGGAUGCGUCAAUGGCCGCUUUCAACACUUUAAUAAACUUUAUCUACGCUGCUCACGGGGAGUGGUACUUUGGUAAAGCUUACUGCAAAUUCCACAACUUCUUCCCGGUCACGUCUGUCUUUGCCAGCAUCUACUCCAUGACUGCUAUCGCGGUGGACAGGUACAUGGCCAUCAUCCAUCCUCUGAAGCCCCGUCUGUCAGCGAAGGCCACCACAUUCAUCAUCGUCUGUAUCUGGAGUCUGGCCGUCAUCCUCGCCUUCCCUCUCUGCUACUUCUCCACCACCCGAGUUCUGCCCAAAAGGACCGUUUGCUUUGUGGCCUGGCCCCGCAAGGAGGAUGACCAGCUGAUGUAUCAUAUCAUAGUAACAGUCCUGAUCUACAUGUUGCCAUUAGUGGUGAUGGGCAUUACGUAUACCAUCGUGGGUUUGACUCUGUGGGGAGGUGAGAUCCCAGGAGACUCAUCUGAUAACUAUCACGGACAGCUCCGAGCCAAAAGGAAGGUGGUGAAGAUGAUGAUCAUUGUGGUGGUGACCUUUGCCCUCUGCUGGCUACCUUAUCAUGUCUACUUCAUUGUGACAGGUGUUAACAAGAGUUUGAAUAAGUGGAAAUACAUUCAGCAGGUUUAUCUGUCAGUGAUGUGGCUGGCAAUGAGCUCCACCAUGUACAACCCCAUCAUCUACUGCUGCCUCAACAGCAGGUUUCGUGCUGGCUUCAAGCGAGCAUUUCGCUGGUGCCCAUUUAUCAAGGUGUCCAGCUACGAUGAAUUGGAACUACGCUCAACACGGCUCCGCCCAGCACGCCAAAGCAGCAUGUACACAUUGACACGCAUGGAUACAACCAUGGUUUAUGACCAUUCUGAGGCUGAUGGUGGGGGGGGCGCUGGAAGGAAAACCUCAGCAUCUGCUAGGAAGAGGAGCUACAUCACAUCUCGCCACUCAGAGAUUGGUGAAUGUAAUGGCGGUAAUGCAAAAACGCAAAACGGAGGCACAUCCACUACUCAAUCUGAGGGAUUCUCAUGAAGGGUAUUUUGACAGCAUUAAAACCUACACAGACUCACAGUGUGUAUGUAUGAAUAUUACACGCAUUCAUAAUACAUGUACAAAGAAAAAGUGCAGAGGUGUAGAUGUGUUUUUACAACACAGAAGAGGGGGAAACAUACAGAAAUGAUCUAUUACAUGGAUUAUAUCAAAUACUAAACAGCAGCCUUAACAAUAUUUUAGAUGAAAAUUGUUGGUUUUGCAUGUGUGAAAACUAAUUUCAGUUUCAAGUUUCAGCCCCUUACAUCAGGUUCCUAUAAUGACAUGAAAUAGUAGUGCUUUGAAUAAAUUAUUAAACAAGGCUUACGCUGUUGGGGGCCAACAGCAAGGAUACUUCCCUGAAAUCCCCCUAAUCCUCUGCUCCCCCAACCAUU